Tinamus guttatus (white-throated tinamou) is the source of this 1044-nucleotide messenger RNA. Lineage: Eukaryota; Metazoa; Chordata; Aves; Tinamiformes; Tinamidae. The record is from RefSeq and is a predicted model, not a curated record.
AUGGUGACAAGGUUUGCUAGAAAACGCAACACCUUCUCCUCCAGCGACUGCUUUACAGAUCUGUACACAGCCCCUGACUCCUGCCAGGGGCGCUGCGAGGAGCCCUACAACGGGGAGGAUGAGUGCCACUGCAACGCCGAGUGCGAGAGGUACCGCAGCUGCUGCGAGGACUACUAUAUCUACUGCAGCCCAGAAGGUUUCUCCAGCAGCCACGAUGCCAUCACGGAUGAGGACCUCCUGCACAUCUCGGAGCAGCUUUACAAGGCGGAUCACAACAAAGCCCAGCCAACGGACAUCAUCCUUAACCCGCAGCACCAGGUUUCGCCAGACCAGACAGGAGACCAGGAAGACCAUUCCCCCGAGCCGCUCUACCAAUAUGUCAAUGAGAAGCUCUUCUCCAAGCCGACCUAUGCUAGCUUCAUUAAACUGCUGGACAAUUACCAGAGGGCAACGGGCAGGGAGGAGGAUGUCACAGCAGAAGAGCUGAAGGAGCAGGACAACUUCCUCAAGGAGGUGAUGAAAACUGAGCUCAUGAAGAAGCUCUUCACUUUCCUCCACAAAAAAAACCGCUACGACUCUGAGCAGGAGUUCGUUGCUGAUUUGAAGGAGAUGUGGUUCGGCCUCUACUCCAGAGGCAACGGCGAGCAGGACUCCAGCGGCUUUGAGCACGUCUUCUCAGGGGAAGUGAAAAAAGGGAAAGUGUCUGGAUUUCACAACUGGAUUCGCUUCUACCUUCUCGAAAAGCAGGGCCUCGUUGACUACUUCAGCUACAGCUAUAAUGGGCCGUGGAACACCUAUCCCGAUGUGCUGGGGAUGCAGUUCAACUGGGAUGGCUUUUACAAGGAGGUGGGCUCCGCGUUCAUCGGCUCCAGCCCGGAGUUUGAGUUUGGCCUCUAUUCUCUGUGCUUCAUCGCUCGGCCUGGAAGGGCAUGCCACCUGAGCCUGGGUGGCCACCGCCUGAGCAUCCAGACCUACACCUGGACCAAGUCCACGUAUGGAAACGGCAGGAAUUACAUCGCCACUGCCUACGUGAUCUCGCCCUGA